AAAUUCGUCAAAAGAAAACAUACUCAUAUAAGGGUUUAUGCUUCACCGAUUAGAUUCUCUUCUCCAUCUCCCAUUUUUCUAAUCCAAAUCGCUUGCUUUCUGUUCUACUAAGUUUAGGUUUGUGGCUUCUGAAGAUAUCAGUGAAGAAUUCUUGUCGUUGAGGCUAAAUUCAUGUGUUGUAAGUUAUGAAUAAAACGAAUGGCUGUUCAAUGUGGAAACCUAUCGAAUGAAUAGUUUCAGAGUAAAAAGAAUUCAAAGGUGUAUAGCUUAAUAUCUGAUUAAGUACCUUUCAAGGUUGACAUAAGUGUUGGUUUCACAAAAUAUGUUUAAGCGGGUAUUCCAGAAUGCAUGGAGCAACAAAGGGGUUUUUGAAUUUCAAAGGAACAAAAGUAGGCCAAUUUGGUAUGCCUUAACUCAGAGCAUUCACAGUGGACAGGUUAAUUAUGCUCCAAGAAGCUUCUUCGGGGUGGAGGAUUUCCAAGACGAUGAUAAUAGUUGUCCAUACACUUACCAGAAGGAUAAGAAAUCAAGGAACCCCCACAAGCAACUUUCAUUCAAGCAGCGGACAGUAGCAUACAUGGAACCAUUUACGCUGGAUGUCCUCAUUUCCAAGCGGUUUGUCUCAGCAUCUCUGACACAUAGAGUGACCUGUAAGCAGGUAGCAGUUGCUGGCACAAAUUCUAAAGACAUCAAAGCCGUUCUUAACUCUAGGUCAGACAUACCUGCGUGCAUAGCUGUUGGUAAAAUCUUAGCUGAUAGGGCAAGAGAGGCCGAUGUUUACACAGCAUGUUAUACUCCGAGGGAGCGUGAUAAGUUUGAAGGGAAGAUUAGGGCAGUAGUUCAGUCUCUCAUAGAUAGUGGAAUUGAUGUUAAAGUGUAUCUCGAUUGAAAGAGUACUGUCAUUUUCUAAUGGGAUAGGGUCAUCAUAUAUAUCAGUUCCAGUUCUA
Messenger RNA from Papaver somniferum (opium poppy), 947 nucleotides. RefSeq lists its product as uncharacterized. Gene Ontology annotation, molecular function: structural constituent of ribosome; 5S rRNA binding. Gene Ontology annotation, cellular component: ribosome. The coding region runs from base 323 to 889 and encodes 188 amino acids. The transcript is spliced from 3 exons. The record is from RefSeq and is a predicted model, not a curated record. Lineage: Eukaryota; Viridiplantae; Streptophyta; Magnoliopsida; Ranunculales; Papaveraceae. Gene Ontology annotation, biological process: translation.